Messenger RNA from Closterium sp. NIES-65, 1278 nucleotides. The record is from the annotation of a GenBank genome assembly. Lineage: Eukaryota; Viridiplantae; Streptophyta; Zygnematophyceae; Desmidiales; Closteriaceae.
AUGAAGGGAUAUAAUGCACGGACACCUCUGCCUGCCCCUCCCUCCUACUCUCUGCACUUCCUGUCCAUGGCAGGGAGAAAAGGGCGGCAUGAGAGCAGAGAGAGGGCUGGGGGUGGCGUGAGAGCAGAGAGAGGGCUGGAUGAGUGUAGUGGGGUUGAAUUUAACCCCACUAGGAGCAGAAUCGAGGCACACACACGCCUCUGCCUCUCCCUCCCUCCUCUCUGCACUUCCUGUCCAUGGCAGGGAGACAAGGGCGGCGUGAGAGCAGAGAGAGGGCUGGGUGAGUGUAGUGGGGUUGAAUUCAACCCCACUAGGAGCAGAAUCGAGGCACACACACGCCUCUGCCUCUCCCUCCCUCCUCCUCUCUGCACUUCCUGUCCAUGGCAGGGAGACAAGGGCAGCGUGAGAGCAGAGAGAGGGCUGGGUGAGUGUAGUGGGGUUGAAUUCAACCCCACUAGGAGCAGAAUCGAGGCACACACACGCCUCUGCCUCUCCCUCCCUCCUCCUCUCUGCACUUCCUGUCCAUGGCAGGGAGACAAGGGCGGCGUGAGAGCAGAGAGAGGGCUGGGUGACUGUAGUGGGGUUGAAUUCAACCCCACUAGGAGCAGAAUCGAGGCACACACACGCCGCUGCCUCUCCCUCACUCCUCCUCUCUGCACUUCCUGUCCAUGGCAGGGAGACAAGGGCGGCAUGAGAGCUGAGAGAGGGCUGGGUGAGUGUAAUGGGGUUGAAUACAACCCCACUAGGAGCACAAUCGAGGCACACACACGCCUCUGCCUCUCCCUCCCUCCUCCUCUUUGCUCUUCCUGUCCAUGGCAGGGAGACAAGGGCGGCGUGAGAGUAGAGAGAGGGCUGGGUGAGUGUAGUGGGGUUGAAUUCAACCCCAGUAGGAGCAGAAUCGAGGCACACACAUGCCGCUGCCUCUCCCUCCCUCCUCCUCUCUGCACUUCCUGUCCAUGGCAGGGAGACAAGGGCGGCAUGAGAGCAGAGAGAGGGCUGGGUGAGUGUAAUGGGGUUGAAUACAACCCCACUAGGAGCACAAUCGAGGCACACACACGCCUCUGCCUCUCCCUCCCUCCUCCUCUUUGCUCUUCCUGUCCAUGGCAGGGAGACAAGGGCGGCGUGAGAGUAGAGAGAGGGCUGGGUGAGUGUAGUGGGGUUGAAUUUAACCCCACUAGGAGCAGAAUCGAGGCACACACACGCCUCUGCCUCUCCCUCCCUCCUCCUCUCUGCACUUCCUGUCCAUGGCAGGGAGUGAUACGCAAUGCGCGACAUUAA